AUGAGUACCUUCGGAGGGCCCGGUGGCCGUCAAAUCAUCUCCAAGCCAAUCCCGCCUCAGCGUGGCUCUUUUCCCUUGGACCAUGAAGCCGAAUGUCAGCCGAUCAUGAAAGAUUACUUGAAAUGCUUGCGGCAGUACAAAGGCAUGAACGACGAUGUCUGCCGGCAACUGAGCAAAAGCUACUUGCAAUGCAGAAUGGAAAGGUAGGCGCUUGGAAUUACAGAGGCGAUCACCGCACAUUCGGACAAGGGACUAAUCGAUGAUUUGCACUGUACAGAAACCUUAUGGCACCAGACUCGAUGCGG
Molecule: messenger RNA, 305 nt
Organism: Dissoconium aciculare CBS 342.82
Lineage: Eukaryota; Fungi; Ascomycota; Dothideomycetes; Mycosphaerellales; Dissoconiaceae
Exons: 1
Coding region: 1-207 (68 amino acids)
Biological process (GO): mitochondrial respiratory chain complex IV assembly
Cellular component (GO): mitochondrial intermembrane space
Source: RefSeq, a predicted model, not a curated record